Molecule: messenger RNA, 1542 nt
Organism: Fusarium graminearum PH-1
Lineage: Eukaryota; Fungi; Ascomycota; Sordariomycetes; Hypocreales; Nectriaceae
Exons: 2
Coding region: 1-1542 (513 amino acids)
Molecular function (GO): monooxygenase activity; iron ion binding; oxidoreductase activity, acting on paired donors, with incorporation or reduction of molecular oxygen
Source: RefSeq, a predicted model, not a curated record
AUGAAUCAGACAUAUGUAUGGGCUAUAGCCCAAACAGAGACUUUAUUCCAGAGUCACAGCCGAAAUAGUCUCUGGGGCUAUUUUCUUGUGAUAUCGACCGCGGGGUAUCUCCUGUACUGGGCUUUUGACAGAACCUACAAGCUUCAUAUGCACCCCCUCGCCAGUUUCCCCGGCCCCAAGGAAGCUUGCGUAUCACAGAAGUGGCUUCAUCGAGUAUCUGAAGAGGGUAGCCCUGAACGUGUUUUCGAAAAGUUGCAUCAGAAAUAUAACUCUAGAGCAAUCAGGAUUGGCCCCAACGAGUUACAUAUCGACGAUGUCACGCUUUACAAGUCUGUGUAUAAUCAGAAUGCAACUUAUCUUAAACACGAAGGAUUCUAUGGCGGUUUCAACGUCCCGCACACCGUUUUUGCCGAACACGUUCCUAGUCUCCACAAAGAGCGACGACGACGCCUGAAUCCAUUCUUUUCCCGUCGUGCUAUUGAGAAGCUAGAGGAUUUGCUCAAGGGAAAGAUCGGACAACUAGGAAAACGGAUUGACAGCCAGAUUGGCCCUUACAAUAUCUACAAUGCCGCAAGGUGCACCACCGUCGACAUCAUCUCUCAUUACUGUGCCGGGAAGCCACUCGGUCAACUCGAGAAGAGCGACCAGAAUUUUCACGGUGACUUCCUGCAGUCCUUUGAUUCUCUUUCCAAGGUUCUCUGGAAGUUCAUGUAUCAGCCGAUUUUCCGAAAGAUCAUCACAAGUAUUCCCGACUCCAUCGCCAAGGCUGCAGAUUCGGAGACUCGCACUAUGCUGACGCUAUAUGAUGCGUGUCGUGCGGCAGCAAUCGAAUACAAAAGGAGCCCACCACAGUCUGACCAUGCUACUAUUUUCUCCUGCCUGUCAGACCUUCGAGAGGAAGAUAUGGGAGCUGAAGCGUGCGACUUGCUCAUAGCCGGAUCAGAUACUACAGCGUACACAAUAGCGUCAUCUAUCUUCCACAUCAGUCAGAAUACUUCCAUCAAAAGAAAACUCGUCGAAGCUCUGGAUGCGGCGAAUAUCAAUGUGGAGGAGUUGCCGUCCUUAGUGGAGUUGGAAAGGAUCGAGUAUCUAAAUGCUACAGUUCGCGAAGCCAUACGAUUUGCCAUACCCGCGCCUGGCAGACUUCCACGGGUGGUUCCACACGACGCCAAGCCUCUUGUUGUUGACGGCCAAGUUAUUCCUGCGGGCACCGUCAUUGGGAUGUCCGCGUAUACUAUGAAUUUCAGCAAAGAGUUAUGGGGUGAGGAUGCUGCAAUGUUCAAUCCCGACCGAUGGCUGGGUGUUAACGGUAAGGCUAUGGAAUCCAACAUGUGCUCAUUCUCGAAGGGCAUACGAAGUUGCCUUGGGCAGAACCUCGCAAAUGCAGAGAUCCAUUACAACCUCGCAUAUAUUUUUGGAAAAUACGACGUCGACUCGGUAACCAAGGGGGACAAGUUGGAAGUCUUCGAUCGGUUUGCAACCCACGUGCCCAGCCAUAAUAUUAUGGUGGACCUACGACGACGAGAGAAUUCGGCCAGAUAG